CCAUUCAUCAUACUGGUUCGCAGAAACCAAAAAGAUGGUCUCUCGCACUGAUGCCUCCCAAGCCACCCCCACCAGCUAGCUCCAUUUAUCGCUGUCCCUCCAAUGAAUGCAUCACACACGUCGGUCAGUUCUCAUGUGUUGUCCCGGUCUUUGUUGUCAUGUCUGCGAGUCUCUCGAAGGCCACGACGGCCUCGACGUGCAUAGUGUGGGGAAACAUAUCCACUGCACACGCCCUGGACACAGACGGCCACACACACACACACACACCAAUGAUCAAUCACCGCACUUCAUUCACAGUGCUCGCGUCCCGGCUUACUUGGUUGGCACCCACAGGCUGCCCUCUUCGCCCUUGCCCGCGCUGGUUGAAGGGGAACACAACUCGAUGACAUUGGAGUUGAGCGACUCGGGAUUGCAGGACACGUAUACGAGCCGCCUGACCCUCUGGCACCCCUUGAGGGCGUUGAGCACCGUCGAGUGCAGCCCGGCCCUCGGCGGGUCGACCACCGCACACACGUCCAUUCCCUCGACAGCGUCGCCGCCCAUCUGCUCGAUGACCUGGCCGAUGACGUCCUCGGCCUUGCCAGCCACGAACCGCGCGUUGCUGAUGCCGUUGGCCUGUGCGUUCUGGAUGGCGUUCUGGACGGCCUCCUCGUUGCUCUCGAUGCCCACCACCCGCACAGACGGGUGCUGCUUGGCCGCACACAGGCCGAUGGUCCCGGUGCCGCAGCACACGUCAAGCAGGAUGGUGGGCUUGUCGUCCGACAGACACAGCCAGUCGAUCGCACGCUGAACGAGACAACAGACACAACAGGGGCGUCCGUCGUCAUCUGUGUUGACAGGUCUGUGUACCGACCUGGUAGAGCAGUUCGCAUGAGACGGUGUUGGUCUGGAAGAAGGCCAGAGGCGCCACACGGAAUCGCAGGCCGAGGAGCCCCAUGAGAAUGUGGUCCUUGCCGUAGAGGCGCUCCAUCUGGUCGGUCGGGCUGUCGGUGGCGUCGCUCACGGCCGAGCGGUACUGCAGGAAGAGCGACGUGACGGGAAUGUCGUCGUAGAGGAGGGGGCGUCUCGAGGGGUCCUGGCCGACCAAAGAGGCAACCAGCUGCGACUUGAGCGACGACAGGGCCGCUUCGUCAGCCGGGCGCAGCACCUGCAAUCAAUGAGGACGCCGCACAUGGGCCGACGUGACAUGUGUCUGUCGUGGGAUGGUCCCACUGACCUGCACGACGACGAGCAUCUCCUGUGUCGCCUUGGACAUGCGCACCAUCAGCAGCCGCCACACCCCUGACCGGCCAACAAUCAUAGAGGCGUGAAAUGGACUCCAAGCACUUCAAGCCAGUCGUCGUCUGCCGCUCUCACCAGUCCCUUGAGUGCGCUCGCAGAUGGGGAAUGGGUUGUCGAGCAGCUUCUGCACCCACGCAACGCACGAACAGGCAGCAAUACGGCCUGAUUGAGUGAAGUCCUGCUUCCACCCCUGUAUAUGUGUGUGUGUGUGUGUGUGUGGUUGCCCUGAAUGCAUGGCACAGCUCAUUCAUGGCAGUGGGGACGUGGAUCGUGUCACCUGCCGACUCCACAAUCGGUUGCUGCAGCCGGCCAGCCAGCCAGCCACCCACCCACCCACCCAACAGACAGGAGCGUCAUACAGUAAGGUCUGUCUGUGCGCUGGGAGGUGUCCGUCCCUUACGUUGCCUCUGGAGGUGAGAACAAAGCCCACUUCGCUGUCGCCCUCGGGUGUCCGGCUGAUGGUGAACUCACACUUGUUGCGGUACCCUGCACACACACACACACACACACACGCGCAGAGAGAGAGAAUAUGCAGACGACGACGCAUCAUGCCUCCAUCUAUUCCCUCGCACCUCGGCGGCCCUCAGGCGGGCACCCAAUCGGUUCGGCAAGCUGACCACAGACACGAAACAGGGACAUUAACACAUGUGUGUAUCUCUCUUGUAUUCCUCCUCUCUGACUCACAGGGCAUCCGAUCCACGCGGGGGCGUUGUCGGGCACGCACCACUGGGGAGCCGCCACGCCCACAUUCUCACAGUGGCGAAACGUGCCGCGGGUGAACUGACGCACACACGUCUGCACACACACACGCACAGACAGACAGACAGACAGACAGACAGGCACCGCACACACGACAGCUGUGGAUAGCCUGCUGGUCUGUCUGCGGUGUGCUGUGCUUGCUGCUCACGGACGGACCUUGACGUACUGGGCUUUCAUAGUGACCUGGUCGGGGUAGGACCACUUGAACAGCGGGCUCACCUUCUCGUUCAGCGUCGCGCCGUUCCUCUCAUUGCGGGCCCUGAGAGAACAACGCCACGCAAUCGGCAAUUGGCACACACCAACCAUCCCACAACGACACUUCGCCUGCCUCCUGCCAUCUCUCUCAUGUGUCUGCCCUGCCCACUUCUUGAGCAGGUCGAUGAGGAGGGGGAGAGUGAUCUGUACGCAGCACAGAAAGGAAAGAGCCGCUUCGCAUGAUCUGUGCUGGCGCGGAGGUGGUGCUUCUAUCUGUUUCUUGCCUGAAAGCGCGAUCGAAGGUUCUUGGCCGGUCGCUCGACGUCCUCAGCGUCCUCAGCAGCCGACGGCCGCUCGCCCUCGUCAUCAUCUACACAAACGAUCGGCACACCGGCACAUCAUUUGUUCAUGCCCCCCACCACACACAUCAUCCAUCGAUCGGCUGACCCCUUCUUCUCUUAUCGCCCCUCUCCUGCUCUUGUCGUCUGAUGCGGCUGGCGGUGACCCCCUGGCUGCGAGAUGUGGCCGCGGCGACGUGCACAGUGCUGCUCUUGCACGUCUGGCCGUCGACGUCCCGCUUGAACUGAUCCAGGUCGGCCUGAGUGUGGAACUCACUGAACACAAGAGAUUCAAGGGAUGAUGGUAAAUAAAGCAUGUUUGUCUGUUUGUUGCUGGUGUUGGUGCCUACACGAAAGCAUAGCCCUUGCUGGGCCUCUUGCUCAUCUGAGCCCACUCCACACUCGUCAGCUUCUGAUGGCAAAACGACACACAUACACACGAACGAACACACACAUGCAAACGGAUUGAGUCAUGAGUGGAUUUCCAAAAGUGCGCGUGUGUACCCUGAGCCAUGCUUCCAGCCUCCUCUGGUUGAGGGACCGAAGAUCAGUGCCGGCUGACAGGUGGAUGCGGAGAGCCUGACCUUCUGCCUCCGAGGGCUGAUCAGCGUCGUCGAUGGCGUCCGCAUCGCACUCAUCGGCCGUCUCCCCUAUCUCCUCACUCUCCAUUUCUACAUCCCCUUCGUCAGCCAUUCCUCCC
This is a messenger RNA of Vitrella brassicaformis, 3273 nucleotides long. The record is from the annotation of a GenBank genome assembly. NCBI's taxonomy places the organism in Eukaryota, Vitrellaceae.